AUGGAUUCCGAGUCAACGACCACGCUACCCGCAACCGCGGAAGACCUCACACCCCUCGAGCAAGACGUCUUGGACGAAUACGAGCGAUUGGCUGAGAACAUGAAGAAGUUAGCAAGUCUCCUCGAUUCAAUGGCGGGCAGACCGACAGCAGAGAUACUGGAUGGACUGAGGCAAUUGGAAAGAAAGACAAGUUUGGUAUUCACGCUACUGAAGGCGAGUGUCUACAGUAUUGUAUUGCAGCAGGAGAUAUAUUCUGGGGACCAGGGCGGGCAGGAGGAAUGA
Molecule: messenger RNA, 282 nt
Organism: Cadophora gregata
Lineage: Eukaryota; Fungi; Ascomycota; Leotiomycetes; Helotiales; Ploettnerulaceae
Exons: 2
Coding region: 1-282 (93 amino acids)
Biological process (GO): attachment of spindle microtubules to kinetochore
Cellular component (GO): mitotic spindle; DASH complex
Source: RefSeq, a predicted model, not a curated record